Peromyscus leucopus (white-footed mouse) is the source of this 1193-nucleotide messenger RNA. It is a transcript of the gene Tnni1, whose product is annotated as troponin I1, slow skeletal type. The record is from RefSeq and is a predicted model, not a curated record. Gene Ontology annotation, biological process: muscle contraction. Bases 270 to 833 code for a protein of 187 amino acids. The transcript is spliced from 10 exons. Gene Ontology annotation, cellular component: troponin complex. NCBI's taxonomy places the organism in Eukaryota, Metazoa, Chordata, Mammalia, Rodentia, Cricetidae.
UUGCCGGAGGCCACAGGUUUCAUAGCCUGCCCUCAGCUCUGCCCCCACACUCUGCAGUCUGUGCUGAGGCUCAGGCCAGCCCGGCUCCACGAGGACUAAACUAGGGCUUCUUGCCACCUACCCAGGGCUGCUAGGCACCUAUUGAACGGCACCUCUGGAGCUGGGCCAAAAGGUACCUGGCUGCCAGCUUCACGUCAGCUUCCGUUCUGUCCUGCUUCUCCUGCACCUCCCCUGAGUCCUAAUCCACAGGUGCCGCCUUGAUAACCAUCAUGCCGGAAGUUGAGAGGAAAUCCAAGAUCACUGCCUCCCGCAAACUCAUGCUGAAGAGCCUGAUGCUAGCCAAGGCCAAGGAGUGCUGGGAGCAGGAACAUGAGGAACGAGAGGCUGAGAAGGUGCGGUACCUCGCGGAGCGCAUCCCCACACUGCAGACCCGAGGCCUGUCCCUCAGCGCCCUGCAGGACUUGUGCCGAGAGCUACAUGCCAAGGUGGAGGUCGUGGAUGAGGAGCGCUAUGAUAUUGAGGCCAAAUGCCUCCACAACACCAGGGAGAUCAAGGACCUGAAGCUGAAGGUGCUGGACCUCCGUGGGAAGUUCAAGCGUCCACCCCUGCGCCGGGUCCGUGUCUCGGCUGACGCCAUGCUCCGAGCCUUGCUGGGCUCCAAGCACAAGGUGUCCAUGGACCUACGGGCCAACCUCAAGUCUGUGAAGAAAGAAGACACAGAGAAGGAGCGGCCAGUAGAGGUGGGAGACUGGAGGAAGAAUGUGGAGGCCAUGUCUGGCAUGGAAGGCCGCAAGAAGAUGUUCGACGCUGCCAAGUCCCCGACCUCACAGUAGAGGUUGCCUUGCCGGAUGGCACUCUGGGAUCGUGCUUUGGGCCCCUUCCUCCAGCCCACUCACCUAUCUUCCUGCCAAUGCCUGGAGCAUCCCUGCUUCACCUCCCCCCUCCCCCCCAGCCUACACGGCCACCUUUGGAGCCAGGAUGAAAUGGCGCACAGAGGAGCAGAGAGAAGCGAGUGGCGGAGAACUCAACCUACGAGGCACGCUGGUGUUACCCAGUCACACCGAGGGGCCACAGGCUGAGGAGGGAGGCAGAGAGAACACCUUCUCUACAGCCCCAGAUCGCCACCCUCCAUUUCUGUCGCUAUCUGCAGUGUCCACCGGCAUCACGACUCUUCAUUAAAAAAAUCCAGGUUC